GUCGAGGCGCAGUGCAUAGUCCCUGUGUCCUGAUUGUUAAGGUGGAGCUUUUUGCCACAUCACAUCUAUUUGCUGCCGCUACAACGCGCAGUGCCGAGGCUGUUCUACUGGAAAGAGCGAGCUGUCAGCAGCAGAAAGCGGCUGAACAACAACGGAAGCGAGAGCGUUUUUGCAUCUCAGGACAAUUUCAUCCUACUUUAGAGGUGUCGCCGAGCAUGCAUUCAACGCGCAGGUUUAAAGAAAAAAACAUCUGCUAAUUUAAGUUCUUCGCUGCAGCAACUUUUCAGUCGUCGGAAGAUUUGUUUUCUUUGUUUUAACUAAGAACUCAUAAAGAUAGUUUUGAAAUCUUGAGAAAUGUCUCGCAAGAAGGCUGCCAAAGGCAAAGCCGCGACCAGCAGCCCGUCUGCGGGCAGCCCCAUCGGGAAAGGGAGCGGGAAAGCUGCGAGGAGCAGCCCGGGCAUUGUUCAGAUGAACGGCGUGGUCCAUCCCAGCAGACCCUCCAUCAGCAAUAGCAGCGAGUUUUAUGACAUCGCUUUUAAGGUGAUGCUGGUUGGAGACUCUGGUGUGGGGAAAACAUGUCUACUGGUCCGUUUUAAAGACGGAGCUUUCCUGGCUGGCAGCUUCAUCUCAACUGUGGGCAUUGACUUUAGGAAUAAAGUCCUGCACAUUGAUGGAGUCAAGGUGAAGCUCCAGAUAUGGGAUACAGCUGGACAGGAGCGGUUCCGCAGUGUCACUCAUGCCUACUACCGUGACGCCCAUGCUUUGCUUCUGCUGUACGACGUUACCAACAAAACAUCCUUCGACAACAUACAGGCAUGGCUGACUGAGAUCCAUGAGUACGCCCAACAGGAUGUGGUGCUCAUGCUGCUUGGAAACAAGGCUGAUGCCACUCAUGAGAGGGUGGUGAAGAGAGAAGAUGGCGAGAGGCUUGCAAAGGAGUUCGGAGUUCCCUUCAUGGAGACCAGCGCUAGGUCAGGUCUCAAUGUAGAGCUGGCUUUCACCGCUGUGGCUAAGGAGCUGAAGCACCGGUCUAUGAAGGAUCCCAGUGAGAAGUUUAAGCUCCAGGAGUACGUAAACAAGGAGACGAAAAGCACAGGCUGCUGCAGAACUUAAAGCCUGCGUGUGUGUGUGUGUGUGUGUGUCACGUUCAUGUUGUACUGUAGGUGUUAUAUGUCAUAUCUGGUCCAAUCACAGAUGAGGCAGCUCCAGUGAGGUAUAAAUCUUUUUGCCCUUCUGUUUCUCCACUCUCAAACCUUCCUGUCUGUUGUCCUGCACUUAUCGCACUGCCCUACUCUAUUUUGUUUGUCCUGCUUUUCCUCACCUACCUCCUCCUGCAGCUGUGAAUGUAGGUGGUUUGAAAAAGACAAAGUUAGAAGCUGCACACCUCCGUUAUAAAUCUAUUAAUGGACAUUUUUUCCAUAACUUUAGUUGCAUGAUAUUUUAACCCCAGCACUGAAUCAGAUACCUACCUUUGCAUUACCUUGUUUGGAUAUUUUAUUGUUAAAUUCUGUUGUGAUUAAAUCCCUUUAUGUAUUAUGUAGAUAUUUUUGCAAGAUACAUGUAAAGCUAUUUAUUUCUCCAUUUAAAAUGUCAGUGACAGUCGACGUUUUGGUUGAAUGUUCUCUUCUUGGUCAGCGUGUGGAUGAAUGUUGAUAAAUACAUUUAUAAGAUUUGAAUUCAUGCUAGAAGCAAAAAUGAAGUAUACAGUAGUUUAAACAAGCCUUCAGAAACAUGGCAGUGCAUGGGUCACAGAACCGAAAACAUUUUGGGGAUUUUUCCAAUAUUAGAAGGAUCAAUGUUGAGUCUUUGAGAGCUCUAAUGCAACCUCUCUUCUUGAUUAUAUAUAAUUUAGUUUUGAAAUUAUUUAAAACACGAUUUGACAAAGAUGAUGUUAAUAACUUUUUUCUGCAUGUAAGAAAAAAAAUGAGAAUAGCACUUUAGAUGGUAAAUAAGAGUAUGGGUGGGGUUUUAGGAGGAUGUUGGGGGAAUAAAGACCCAUAGUAUGUUGACAAUGUUACCUAAAGUAUUGUAUACGACACACCGAUGUGUAUAUUUUUUUUUGAUUUUGAAUGUUUUAUUUGUAGUCAGAUGUGCAAAACUUAGUAGGCUUCUAUAUUUCCUGCUUCUAUUUUCCAUUCACAAAUAUAUAAAUGAGGUAUAUAGUGCCAUUUCUUCUCAAACCUGUUCUUCAUAAAAGCAUAGAUCUCUUUUUAUAUGACUGUUGCUUAGAUUAGAUUAGAUUUCAUCUUAGUCAUAGAAACAGUACUGUACAUUUUCAAAUCUUGAUGUUCAGAGUAAUGCAUUGAUUUUGGUUUUACUACUUUUUAAUGUGCAACUUCUUUCUUGUAAUUGAAAAUAAACUACAAU
Molecule: messenger RNA, 2367 nt
Organism: Sander lucioperca (pikeperch)
Lineage: Eukaryota; Metazoa; Chordata; Actinopteri; Perciformes; Percidae
Product: ras-related protein Rab-26-like
Exons: 10
Coding region: 355-1113 (252 amino acids)
Cellular component (GO): endosome; Golgi apparatus
Molecular function (GO): GTPase activity; GTP binding
Source: RefSeq, a predicted model, not a curated record